GGACUUGCGCGACCUCACAGGCGUCUAAAACCGCCACACCCAUCAUGGCCGCCGGAUCCGUCCAAGUCGCCAGCCAGCGCUGUGACGUCACGAUCAUUUCUUUAUCAAUCGCGUUUAUAAAUCGAUAAAUUCUCUGUGUGAGAUUGAAUCCUCGGGAGGAAAGGAGAAAACACUCACUCAGAGGACUAUAAUAAUAAUAAUAAUAAGAAGAAGAAGAAGAAGAAGAAGAAGAAGAAGAAGAAGAAGAAGAAGAAGAAGAAGAAAGGUAAAAGUUUCGUGCAGCACACUUGAUGUCUUCCCCUCGUUUUGUGGUUUGGGAAAGCGAGGACCUCCUCGCAUACCUGCACCCCAACCCCUGCACCCCGGGGGUCACCGUCCUGCAGCAGAAGCCCCGCCCCGGUGCUCCGGAGCCCGGUGGCCUCUUCCAGCUGCCUCUCCCCGGCUACACCGAGCUGCUGCUGGGGGCGCGGAGCGUGGCUCGGCUCCUGUGCGAGCGGCUCCCCGUGCGCCGCUGUGCCCUCAUCUCCGAACCAGAACCCCCGGCCCGACUCAAACUCGUUCCCCUGCACGGGCUCGGCCCGGAUUGGGAGCCCCGCCUCUCCGGGGAGCUGGAAUUCAGCGCGGAGUUCAGGGGAUACUGCUGCUCCAAGCGGGGGCCGCGGGCCGCGGAUUCGGAGCUGGACCGGGUCCAGUCCAGGAUCCGAGCCCGGCUGGAGUCCCGCGCCGUCAGCUACCGCUUCCUGGGGGAGCCGGGGGACCCCAGCCUGUUCGCCCGGAUCGUGCGGGGCGAGGAGGAGCCUCAGUGGCGGGUGUGGGAAGACGAGGGUCACGUUGCUGUCCUCACUCCCUUCCCCAACACUCCCGGCUACACGGUCCUGGCGCCCAGGCAGCACCUCCCCAGCGACCUCUUCAGCCUGGGGGAAGAGGACUUCGUGAAGCUGGUGCAGGCCGCCCGCAGCGCCGCCCGGCCGCUGAGAGAGGGGCUCGGGGCGCAGAGCUGCGUCCUGAUCUUCGAGGGCUACGAGGUCGACUACGCCCACGCCAAGCUGGUGCCGGUGAUCCUGGGGAACAAGAAGCAGCAGCAGCAGGAGGAGGGGGAGGGGGAGGGGGAGAGUCUGCCCCCAGCGGCUGAGUUCCACAGCUCCUACCCGGGCUACGUGACAUCAGCGGAUGGGCCCCUGGCUUCAGAACAAGAUCUCCGGCAGCUGCAAGCCCGGCUUCGCUCCGGCCUCUCCCAGACACAGACCUCGUAGAGGAGACGCAGAGCUGGCUAACCGCGCGCCCUCGGGCCGACCCCGUCCUGCGCUGCCGUCGGCUCACGCAGCCCUCGCUGAGCACGGACACAGAGAUUUCUUUAACCUAGAGCGAGGCACCGGCGCGCUUCCCAGAGGACAGUUCUGCUAGAACUACGUGCAUCUUUCAAAACUGCACGUGUGUUCAACGCUAGGGCUUAC
This is a messenger RNA of Polyodon spathula (Mississippi paddlefish), 1454 nucleotides long. RefSeq lists its product as uncharacterized. NCBI's taxonomy places the organism in Eukaryota, Metazoa, Chordata, Actinopteri, Acipenseriformes, Polyodontidae. The transcript is spliced from 2 exons. Gene Ontology annotation, biological process: nucleotide metabolic process. The record is from RefSeq and is a predicted model, not a curated record. Gene Ontology annotation, molecular function: catalytic activity. The coding region runs from base 291 to 1253 and encodes 320 amino acids.